This is a messenger RNA of Helianthus annuus (common sunflower), 2695 nucleotides long. RefSeq lists its product as uncharacterized. Gene Ontology annotation, molecular function: transmembrane receptor protein tyrosine kinase activity; ATP binding. Lineage: Eukaryota; Viridiplantae; Streptophyta; Magnoliopsida; Asterales; Asteraceae. Gene Ontology annotation, biological process: protein autophosphorylation. The transcript has 7 exons. Bases 259 to 2520 code for a protein of 753 amino acids. The record is from RefSeq and is a predicted model, not a curated record. Gene Ontology annotation, cellular component: plasmodesma; plasma membrane.
UCUUUUGGAAGUUUAAGCCCCGAUUCCAGAUCUGUUGGACUUCUUUUUAUUUCCCACCUAUAACAGUACGUUGCUGGAGAGAUCUGGAUAUAGAUUUCUUCUUUGAUGCCUUGGCUCUCUACCGUACAACAACCAGCCGUUGACCUUCCACUGCACCGCCACACGCCACACGCCGCCACGGCACCGCUGCUGUUCACUAGUCUUGUUUAAUUUGUACAUUAGCAUCUCUUUUUAACUUCUGUGCUUGAUCAACAAAUAAUGGAGUCCUUUUUAAAGGAGUUUGAACAUCUUAGAAUCCCACUUGAAGAGAUAAAUUUAGCCACUUACAACUUUGAUGAAACCAGAAUCAUAGGACAUGGUGGUUUUGGGAAGGUGUAUAAAGGAGAACUGUCUCAUUUUAAGGGGAGAAGCAUGGUUGCUUUCAAGCGUUUAGAUAGUAGAUUUGGGCAAGGGGUCCCUGAAUUCUGGAAGGAGAUCACGAUUUUGUCUCGUUACACACAUGGAAAUCUAAUCUCUCUAUUGGGUUUUUGUGAUGAGGAUGGUGAGAAGAUCCUUGUUUAUGAGCACGCAUCUAAUGGAAGCCUUGAUCGCCACUUAAGUUCUACGACUUUCACGUGGACUCAACGUAUCAAGAUAUGCCUUGAUGCUGCAAGAGGACUAAGCUACCUACAUGAUGACAAGGGAACCCAACAAAGAGUUCUCCACCGUGAUAUAAAGAGUGCCAGCAUCCUACUCGAUGCAAAUUGGAACGCCAAAGUUUCUAGCAUGGGGCUGUCAAAGAUACCACCUAUAAAUCAGCAGCACACGGGUCUUUUCACCAAUGUUGUUGGAACCAUUGGGUAUUGUGAUCCAACGUAUAUUAAGACGAGCUUCCUAACGAAAGAGUCUGACGUGUACUCUUUUGGCGUGGUAUUAUUGGAAGUGUUAUGUGGGAAAUUAUGCUUUGAAGAUCGCAAUGGUAUUUUAGUGCCGUUGUGGAAAAAAAGCUACGAACAGAAUAAACUACAAGAGAUUAUCUUUGAUGCUCUAAAACAACAGAUGGAUCAAAAUUCUUUGAAAACAUAUUCAGACAUCGCAUUUAAAUGUCUGCAUAGAUCUUGUGAAAAACGGCCAACGAUGCCACAUGUUGUAGAAGAACUUGAGACUGCACUUGCAUAUCAGGAGCUUUAUGAAAGAGCGAAGCUGCCAAAGGACUACAGAAAUAUGCUUUUGACUGCUGCAGUUCCACUGAACGAUAUAUCUGAAAGCGGAAUGAAGAUGCUUCUCCUUACAGGGGUCCUCAUUAACAGCGGCAAAACGUGGUUUUCGGUAAAUACGGAUGGAGAACAUUGUGAAAUGAUAUCUAUAGCAGAAUGUUUAACUUCAACUGCUAGUGAAUCUCCACACUAUAUACACUCGUCUGAAUAUGUUUCAAGAUUUACAGUGGGCUGCUAUGAACCAUUUGGAGCAAAAUUCAAAACACAUGUGAGAACUCAAUUCUUGUCACCAAGAAUCACAUACACUGUGAACCUUGUGUUCAAGAAUAAGAGUAACAGCCCAUAUAUACGCCUCAAAUACAAAUUAAAAGGGGAGCUAAGCGAUUCUUAUUCAUAUCUAUCAGACGAGAGAGAAGAUGGAUGGUUGACAGCUGAAUUGUAUCAGUUUACUAGUGAACAGGAAACUGUUGAUCUCGAAAUUUGGUUUUACACGGAGUUCUGUCCAACUUUACUAAUAGAAGGCAUCGAGUUUCUACCCCUGAAGAAAGUAGAACAUGAGGUGUUAACGGAUGGUAAGGUUGACAUGCAACCCAUAUCAGACGAUGAGACAUAUUGGGAACAAAAGCUGCCAAUUGAUUAUGAAGACAUGAUCAAGCGGUCAAAGGACUCUAUGCAAUGGAAAACCAAGGAGGAACUGUACUCUAUUCUUUGCAAAGGGUUUCUAAUCAGUUAUGGUGAAGAGUGGUUUUAUCUAGCUAACAAUGGGAAGAAGUGUCUUUUGCUGCCAGCAAGAGCGACUUUAGAAGAAGAUCGAUGGGAAUGGAAGCCUGAACCCGAAGCAAGAUUUGAAGAGGUGGCUAAUUGUAUAUUUGACACAUUUGGUAUUUUCUGCAAAUUCAGCUCCAAACUGCUGUCACCUCAAACAACAUAUGCAGCUUUCCUUGUCUACAAAUUACCGGAUGACUACAAAAGUGUUGAUCAGCCACCUCCUGUGCAAGUGGUCGAUGAAGAUUCCGAUUCUGAUUCGGAUUCGGAUUCGGAUUCUGAUUCUGAUUCGAAAGAAGUUUACAAUAUAUUUUUACGCACUCCUCAAACCCCAGUUAUCAGCUGGAAUGAAAAAGAAGAAAAAACCUACAAGCCAUCGAGCAGACCAAAUAUAAAAGGCCUUCCAAAACAGAGGAGUGAUGGCUGGAUGGAAGUACAAGUACAUGAAUUUCAAACACGCGCCAACAUCAAAAUGAUUUCCACGUGUCUUAAUCUCUCUAGUAAUGACAUGUCGCUUAAAGGGGUUAUUGUUCUGGGCGUUGAGUUUAGACCUGUAUAGAUUCUCUUCUUUAUAACAUAUAGUUUGUAACUUUUCAUUUUUCUACUUGUGAUAUACUAAUUACAGAAUAGUAGAUGCAAAGUUGCAAACGAACAAGACUCAAAAUAGCACGAGGCUUGGUGAAGAGCAUGUUAAAUAUUAAAUGUUUAAACAAAAAUAAAUUUAUAUCGUGGUA